Messenger RNA from Lolium rigidum, 962 nucleotides. Its product is annotated as probable glutathione S-transferase GSTU6. Gene Ontology annotation, cellular component: cytoplasm. Gene Ontology annotation, biological process: glutathione metabolic process. Gene Ontology annotation, molecular function: glutathione transferase activity. Bases 99 to 806 code for a protein of 235 amino acids. Lineage: Eukaryota; Viridiplantae; Streptophyta; Magnoliopsida; Poales; Poaceae. The record is from RefSeq and is a predicted model, not a curated record. The transcript has a single exon.
GUAGUGUGUUAUAACAACAACGAGAAACGAAACUGCACAUAAACAGCAGAGCAUAUCGAGCACCAGAAAGUAAGAGCUCACCGAGGAAGAAGACGACGAUGGGCGGUCAAGGAGAUGUCACGGUGUUGCGCACAGUGGUGAGCCCGUUCGCGCUCCGCGUACGCAUGGCGCUGUACCUCAAGGGCGUGAGCUACGAGUACCUGGAGCAGAACGUGUUCGACAAGGGCGAGCUCCUCGUGGCGUCCAACCCGGUGCACAAGAAGGUCCCCGUGCUCAUCCACGGCGGCAAGCCCGUCUGCGAGUCGGUCGCCAUCGUGCAGUACGUCGACGAGUUCUGGAGCGGCGCCGGGUUCGCCUCGAUCCUCCCCGCCGACCCCUACGACCGCGCCGUCGCUCGCUUCUGGGCAGCCUACGUCGACGACAAGCUGGUCGCUGCGGUGUUAGGCAUCUUGCGCGCGGCGACGGAGGAGGAGAGAGAUGAGAAGGUCGAGGCCGCGCACGCGGUGGUCGCGCCCAUGGAGGAGGCCUUCGCCACGUGCUCGAAGGGUAAGGCUUUCUUCUCCGGCGGCGACUCCGUCGGGUACCUCGACCUCGCGCUCGGGUGCCACCUGUUCUGGCUUGAAACGCUUCGGUCGAUGUUCGGCGUGACCGUCAUCGACGCCGGCAGGACUCCGCAAUUGGCCGCGUGGGCUGAGAGGUUCCUGGAUACCAAGGCGGCCAAGGAAGUGACGCCGCCCACUAACAGCGUGGAGGAGUACGCCGGUAAGCUGCAAGCUAUCUGGGCUGCUGCCGCAUCUGCAAAAUAAAUGGCUCAGAAGUUCUUCGAUCUUGACUCUUGAGAUGUAUGGAAUGGUCUCUGCGUGGUGGAAUGUCUGAACAGAGUUUGUUCCGAAGGGUGUAAUCUCAGUUCCCCCGAAAGUGUUUCUGAAUUUCAUCAAUUUCUAUCAACCUCUUGAUUUUCA